This is a messenger RNA of Ambispora leptoticha, 591 nucleotides long. Lineage: Eukaryota; Fungi; Glomeromycota; Glomeromycetes; Archaeosporales; Ambisporaceae. The record is from the annotation of a GenBank genome assembly.
AUGGAGGAAGAAACAGCACCAAUAAGCGGUCUACGUAGAUCGGAAGUAGAAUCACGUGUCGAAGCUACGACCUCCAAAAUGAUUGAAUCAGUCAGUACGGUAGCCGAUAAAGUAAAACGAAUAACUGGCAACACAAAAAGCACUCUAAAAACCCUCACAACCAACCCACGUGAACUCGCACAACAAGUACUGGCUAUCAUCUCGCAAAGAUGGCAGUACAGCCCAUUCUUUCGUUGGUUUGUGUGCAUCACCGGCACAUUUGCCUUUAUUCCAGCACUCGUGUUGCUCGGAUGGAUUGUACUCACCUGUGCCAUAGUUGUGGGGAUUGCCGGCAUUGGGAUUUUUAUGGCGGAAGGAUUCUUUGCGUUUUUGGGUGGUUUGGUGUUCUUUCCAGUUGUUGGGUUUUUGUUGUUUGUGGCGUCAAUUGGUGGGUUGUUUGCUGGUGGAACUUAUAUAGCUUUGAGGGUUGCUGUGUACUUGUUGGAUGUGCUGGGAAUUAUUGAGAAGAAGCGGGGCGCGCAACUUCAGGAGGCUGUCUAUCAGGUGUCUAAAGGAAAUAUCGAGCGUGGCCGUGCUGCAAUGAAAGACUGA